Rubroshorea leprosula is the source of this 674-nucleotide messenger RNA. NCBI's taxonomy places the organism in Eukaryota, Viridiplantae, Streptophyta, Magnoliopsida, Malvales, Dipterocarpaceae. The record is from the annotation of a GenBank genome assembly.
GGAGAAGAAAGGAAGAAAGAAAGAAAGGGUGAGAGAGUUGAAGGUCGCUUGACGAUCGAUGGCUACCUCCCUCUAUGUAUAAAAAUAAUUCACUCUCUUUUCACUUCUUCAAUACCUUUUCUCCUCACCCAAUUCUGUCUCCCGAUUUCUUGAAAUGGACGACAACCCAAAUAACACACAGUCGUUGCUCGCUCGGAUCCAACAGUUAGAACACGAGCGUGAUGAACUGCGCAAGGACAUUGAACAGUUGUGUAUUCAGCAAGCAGGACCAAGCUACCUUGUUGUGGCCACUCGAAUGCAUUUUCAAAGGACAGCUGGCUUGGAGCAGGAGAUUGAGAACUUGAAAAAACAGUUAGCUGCUUGUACAAGGGACAACCAAAAUCUUCAGGAAGAGCUUUCAGAGGCUUAUCGAAUUAAAGGUCAACUGGCAGAACUGCAUGGUACAGAGGCUGCAAAGAAUAUUGAAUUGGAGAAGCAGGUCAAGUUUUUCCAUGGAUGUGUGGCAGCUGCUUUUGCUGAACGGGACCAGUCGAUAAUGGAGGCUGAGAAGGCUACGGAGAAGGAGGAGCUUAUGUCUCAGAGAUUAAACGAGGUUCAGAAUAGGUAUUUUAGAACCUUCAUGCAUUCGCACUGCUUGUAUUAACUACUUGCAUGAACAAAGAGAAAUUCUAUUU